CAAAAAAACAAUAUUCAAGCAAACCACCUACUUCCCCCACCCUCCCAUGCUGCAGCUACACCACCAGUACAGGCCAGCACAUUAACAGAAGAGCAGCCUGCUGGUGUUGGCAUCUGCCGUCUGUUUCUGCACUUUUGUCAUAUAUGUAACAAGCCUUUAAGGAAUAGUGUGGCAAGUUUACAACAGCUCAGCACAAGAGAGGCGUAGAGGAAGGCCAACCAGAAAGCUCUUCUCUUGGCUCUCUCCAAAUAGAACGAAAGAAGUACUACAAUCCCACAAGAAUACAAAGGCCCAUUCCAGAGGACAAGAAACAGGCAUGGUGGUGCAUAAAAGACCCAGUCAUGCUAGAGACCUUAAUAAAAGCUCUCCACCCACGUGGCAUCCGGGAAAAGUCUUUGCACAAGCACCUCUCAAAGCAUCUUGCACACUUAAAGGAAAUGUGUGCCCGGGCAUCUUCUGAUGCCAUCUUUGAGUUCAAACCUGCAGAAGGUCAUCCUGUAAGUCAGGAAACACUGGACAAAUGGUCAGUAGAACAGUGGUCAUUCCAGGUGGAUCUAUCUGUCCUCCAGUCGGUAGAAAAUUUUGAACAAAGGGUCAUGUCAUCAGAUCUUCAGCUAAGGGGCUGGUCUCCUCUAAGCUUAGACUCGAUCCGAAGUGACCUGAAGUACUUUGAGCACAAGGUGGACGCAUCAGAUGAUAUCUUGGCCAAAGUUAAGAGAGAAGAGGUGUGGUUGCAUAGGGAGCCAGACAACCCUUUGGACUUAGCUGUGCUGCGGCUUAUAGAUAUGGAACAGAAUGUGGAAAGGAGAUACCUGAAGGAACCGCUGUGGAUACUGAGUGAGGUGCAGCAUGAGAAGAUUGUAACUACUGACCCAGAGACAAUGAUUACCACUGAGAAUCAGUACAGUAUUACUUCUCGUAUGCGUUUGUGGCGACAGACAGUGGAACGGUGCAGAAGUUCUGCUCAGCUACAUCUGUGCCUACAGCAGCUGGAAAAGUCCCUGGCAUGGGAACGAUCAGUUAGUAUAGUGACUUGCAUAUAUUGUCGGAAGGGAGACAACGAUGAUUGUUUGUUGCUUUGUGACAGCUGUGACCGUGGCUGUCAUACUUACUGCCAUCGGCCUCUAAUGACAGGGAUUCCAGAAGGAGAUUGGUUUUGUCCCAACUGUGUGGCUCAGCAAAGUGAAAGUGAGUAUCUAAAACCCAGUGGUUCUUCACGACGGAUCAAAAAGAGUGUGCAGCGUUAUCAAGAUGACAGUCCUAUAAAGCAGUCGCGUCGAAGAGAAACACCUGCCACGCCACAGUCCCCAGCAGAGAGCUCCCUUGUGAAGAAACGGAAAAUUGGGACAAGAAGUCAGAGUCCUGAUUUAACCUUCUGCGAAAUCAUUUUAAUGGAGAUGGAGUCGCAUGAUGACGCAUGGCCCUUUCUAGAGCCUGUGAACCCACGGCUUGUGCCUGGCUACAGAAAAAUUAUCAAAAACCCUAUGGACUUUUCUACCAUGAGGAACAAGUUGCUGAACGGACGGUAUUCCAGUUUUGAGGAAUUUGCAGAAGAUGCUGAACUUGUCUUCAGCAACUGCCAACUGUUUAAUGAAGAUGACUCUGAAGUAGGGAAGGCUGGAUUAAUCCUGAAGAAAUUCUAUGAAAGCCGCUGGGAGGAAUUUAAUCAAGAACGUGAAAACAAUUCCCUUUGA
Messenger RNA from Staurois parvus, 1694 nucleotides. The record is from the annotation of a GenBank genome assembly. Lineage: Eukaryota; Metazoa; Chordata; Amphibia; Anura; Ranidae.